Anopheles stephensi (Asian malaria mosquito) is the source of this 6207-nucleotide messenger RNA. It is a transcript of the gene side, whose product is annotated as hemicentin-1. The coding region runs from base 1753 to 4656 and encodes 967 amino acids. Lineage: Eukaryota; Metazoa; Arthropoda; Insecta; Diptera; Culicidae. The transcript has 17 exons. The record is from RefSeq and is a predicted model, not a curated record. Gene Ontology annotation, molecular function: protein binding.
AUGAAGUGAAAAUGAAGUGAAUCACGACUCGUUGAGCCCUAUCUUCGACGCGUGGAAUCGACUCAUUUGUGCGCUGGUGCAUCGAUAGAGUAAACCUCAAAAACCAAACCAAGGUUCGAAAAUAAUGCAAUCGUGGCGGAAGUGCAGCGAACUGAUGAUAUGCUAAUUGUUCAACAGCAUAUACUCUGAUAAAAAAGUGAAGCAAAAAAAGUGAAAUUCAAUAUCCCAGAAACGAAGCAGCAAACAGAGAAAAAAACCCAGGUGAAGUAAAUAAUGUGCGAAAGAGUGAUUAGUUGAGUGGCAGCAAACAUGAUAAAGCUAAUAGUGCAAUGUGUGCGAUCGAACAGGAGCAAAGUUCACUGGAUGACGAUCGUCUCGUGUUCGUAAUUGUGCCAAUCGUGCAGCAAACUGCAUUAGUAGCCAGCUGUGUGUUAUGCAACGGACGAUAAGUUUUGCAGCGAGCAAAAAAAAAAAUAAUCCAGAGUGAGCAAAUCGAGAAUCUAUCUUGCUGCAACUGACACAAUCGUAAUUUGACGUUCCCGGAGCUCGGAGGUUUCGGAAGUGAAGCUCCCGGUACGGCCCCGGGACGGACCAUUCGGAGGUGAAAAAUGCAUCGGAAGAGUUCCCAAUCAGCCGUAGUCGUUGGUCGCUGCCAGCCAUACGCUUAUCCGGGCGUUGUGAAAACUUCACCCUCCAGGGCGGAUUGGUUGGAUACACCGGAAAUAGUUAAUCGUUUCAGAGCGUGAGUCACACCGGUUGGUCGGUAGGGUUUUGGAAUGGAGGACGGCUCAACUACAGGACGGCGAAGAUUCAACUACCGAUUGAAGGCUGAAAUGAUCCGGUUGGGCGUUUGAAAACGCGUCAAGAAUUCCAAUUAAAAACACUCCCAGGGAAUGGUAAAUAGCAGUGGCUCGUGUCAGUGUGUGCCAGAACAUUAGAGCAUAGAACCGAUUUUCUCAACUUCAACAAACUCGUGUACGACCGUACCUUAAUUAACGUGAAUGUUGUGUCCGCAGUGUUGUAAGCCGAGCCGUGCGGUCCCCCAACAGGGGAAUUAAAAGUGUGCAUCGGACGGCAUCCGUCGGCAUCGACCCUCAAAAACGCUCCGAAAUGCAGUCGGCAGCUGUUCCGUUUUUAUGGUUCACGACAUCGUUCCGCGAUCACCGCUCACGCUUUCGACGCCGGUGCGAUCGUGCGUACGAUCAUGUGUGAUAGAAGCAGCAACAGCAGCAGUAGCAGCAGCAACGUGACGUAUUAUGGUGGUGUAAGAAGGAAAAAAAAUGCAUUCGUUCCAGAAAAGUGUCCCAGCGGGGCAUCGGUUGGGGCCUUGUUAGUGCAAAUGGGGGAAACUCGGGUCUCCUCACAUAAAUAAAAUUAGAGCAUAAUCAAAACGGAUCCCCCCUCGACGGUAGCAGCAAAUAAAUCUCCCCGUGAGCAUGUGUUCGAGUGGUAUGUGUGGUGAAAAGAAGGGAAAAUGAAUUUCGGAGUGUAGCGUGCGUGUCAAAUUUAAGCUCUCAGUUAGGCGCAGUAACCCAAAACCACGGUCGAAGGUUGGAGAGAAGAAAAAGUAGUAGUUUCGAAUAUUUCGUAAGAUCAAAGUGUUGAAAAUCGAGUCUCCCCACUACCCACUAGUGUGACAAGGGUUUGGCAUUAAGUGAUUUCCCACCCCCUUCUCCACCAUAUAUCCUCUGUGAGGUGAAGUCGAAGCUACACAUAUUAAAGAGGCGACAGAAAGAUAGCGAAAGUCAAAAGAUGUCGCCAUCCGAUCGGGCGGCAACGGCGUUCGGCGGCUCGUUAAAAUCCGAUCCAUCACGGUUAAAGAUGUAUCGAUGUCACAAGCGGCUCGAUUUACAGCAGCAGCAUCACAAAUGCAAAAGCUACCGAAGAACGUUAGGGAACGGUCCUGGCUCCGGUCAGACCGCCGGUGAGCGUUUGUUCGAACCGAUGCUUCUCCGCGCGCGUGAGCCUUGUUGCGCGCCGGAUGUGGAUGUGGAGUCUUCCAGUGCUAGUGAUUGCCGGCGGCUGGUGCAAUCCGAUCCUACGGCUGGGCCACCGUACACCACCGCCAGCAACAGCAGCAGCCCGAGUGGCCGCUGUCCCACCGUUGGCCGUCUCCAACCAUCGCGGCCGCGACGCAUCUCGCAGCAGCUGUUCUGGACUGGCGUCCUGCUACUAUGCGCCAGCUUUUGUACACGGACCGGAUGUGACGAUACGGAGCAGUUCCAGAAAAACAGAAAAUUUACUCCCACAACCGCAACAGUCGACACCAUUCCAGCGCGCAUCGUAUGGGCAGCGAUCGAUCACGAUGCGGAGCUACCGUGCGACAUCACGGCACCAUCGUCACAGGACGGCGUGAAGCUGGUGCUGUGGUUUAAGGAUUCCACCGGAAUUCCGCUGUACAGUUUGGACUCGCGCAGCGGUGUGGCGAUAUCCGCCGCCCAGCACUCUACCAUCGCGAACGAUCUCGGCCAGCGGUUGUUUUUCUCGGUCGGUGCCACACCGAAGGAGGCCCGCCUGCAGAUACGCAACAUCAAAACAUCCGACGGUGGCGUCUACCGGUGCCGGGUGGACUAUUUCAACUCGCCCACGCGCAACUACCGAGUCAAUUUGACGCUGGCUGUACCACCAGAAGAACCAAGAAUAUUUGACGCGCAGGGCAAGGAAAUAUCAACCGUCGCUGGACCGUUCCGGGAGGGCCAUGAACUUUUCCUAUCGUGUCAAGUGUCUGGAGGACGUCCACCGCCCCGAGUGACGUGGUGGCGCGAUGGGGUAGAAAUUUCCAGCACCAGCCAUCCAUCCGCCGUCGAAGGAACGUCGGCCAUGGUUAAUCAACUAUUCAUCAGCACCGUCACGAGGGACUUUUUCGGCUCGAAGCUGCAGUGCCGUGCGGCCGGUUCGAAGCUGGUCCCGGCCGUCUCGAAGGAAGUCGCCAUACAAGUACACCUAAAACCACUGCGAGUGAAAAUCAUCUCGCCGAACGAGCUGCUGACAGCGGGUCGCCCGGUUCCAAUUAGAUGCGAAGCGUGGGGUUCCUUUCCGGCGGCGAAAAUCGUAUGGCUGCUCGACGGUGAGCCACUGCGCAGUGCCGACAUUACGGUGCACACCGACACCAAUGAUUCGAAUUUGACCUCCAGCAUACUGACGUUACGCGUGACGGCGGAAAACGAUGGUGCUGAGCUGGCCUGCCGCGCUUCCAAUGCGUGGUUUUCCGGCGGUGCCAUCGAGGAUAAGCGCAUCAUAAGUGUUGCAUACGAGCCGGUCGUAUCGGUGCAUCUGUCCAACGAGGAUCCGAGUCGGGUGAUAACGCGCGCCGAGGGUGAAAACGUUACGCUCAAAUGUCGAGCGGAUGCGAGACCACCGGUCACUUCCUUUUCCUGGUACAAAAACAACAUGAGGAUGUCCGGAGAAAAUGGGGAAACCUUGUACUUGACGCAGCUGGAGCGGGAAAGUGCCGGAUCGUAUGCUUGUGCUGCCUCGAACACGGAAGGUGAAACUCGCAGCUCAUCGCUAACGCUCAAAAUACAGUUUGCACCACGCUGCAAACCGGGCACGGAGCAAACGUCGGUCGGAUCACUCAACAUGCACUCGCUGCACGUGAAGUGUGAGGUGGAGGCCGACCCGCCAGACGGUGUACGGUUCAGCUGGACGUACAACAACACGCGUAACGUGUCACCGGUGCUGAACUCGCGCAUCAGCUCGCACGGGCUCGUCAGCACCAUGACCUAUCUGCCCCAGUCCGACUCGGAGCUGGUGACGCUUGCCUGCUGGGCGAUCAACAAUGUCGGCCGACAGACGGUGCCAUGUCUGAUACAUAUUUUACCUGCAAAGAUUCCAGAUACGCCCCGGAACUGCGAGCUGCACAACGAUACGGUGCUGGAGGUGGUGUGUCUGGCCGGGAGUGACGGUGGUCUAAUGCAGUCGUUUCUGCUCGAGGUCGUCGGUGGUGUAGCGCCACCCGCUUACAAUCUGGACUUUACCCGUGGCCCACCGACCGAGAUCGAUAAUGAAAUUUCCACCAUGAACGAUCAGGCCACAUUAGCACCAUUAUUCCGAAUCCAGGAGCAGAUACCGCAGUUUAAAUUGCACAGCUUAGAACCGGGUCGCGACUAUCAGCUGCUGGUGUACGCCGUCAACGCGAAGGGCAAAAGUGAUCCGCCGUUCGUUAUCGAUAAAGUGCGCGUCGGGUCGGCGCUGGUACCACCGUACGUGGACGAAACCAUCAUCUCCGAGGACCCAACGCCGGCCGAGACUUCGCACCAGGACAAGCAGAAGCAGCAGUCACAGAUGGUGAUGUUUGCCGCGGUUGCAGCUGCCGUGGGAGUUAUAAUAGCGUCCAUAAUCGUGGCCGGUUUCGUCGCGAUAUGUAGGCUCAAGCGGCAGAAACCACCCGAACCGCAGGAAGUCCGGAAGCGCAUGCGACCUGCCCGAACCGAUGUGCCAUCGAUGUACGCCGAGGACGAUGUAUUCGAUGAUGAGUAUCAGCGGCAGCUGGAUGUACGCUGCAGUCGUGCCUCGUCCACCAUUAGAAGUAGUCGUUACGUAUCGGAAGGAUUUGUACAGUAUUCACAACCUAGUCUUAAUGUUUAUAUUGCAGAUCCCGAUCUAAUACUGCCGCGCGGAGGCGACAUCGAGUUCACCACGCUAUCAGGAGCUUAGCACAAACUGCUGCUGGAGACUGCUGACCAACAGCGGACAGUGGUGGGCCAAUAGACCGGGAGAACGCGUGACGGUGGUGUGUGCAUAUAGUGUAGCCAUUAUGAAGCGGCAGUCCAAAAUGAUGCAACUAACUCUUAAUCACAGUAGCAGUGAAGCGAGGGAAGUACGUUUUUAAAACAACAAAACAAACAAAGAAACAACCACUUAAAACAAAUUCACAAAGCAGAACAAAUAGGGAGGGAGCGAACACGUAAGGCGUAGCCAGGUAGGAAAUGGAAAGGAAAAAAAAACAUACAAAUCAAAAGUAGCUAAUCAAACCAAAUAAAUUAAAAGAAAGUGAAACACACUGAAUCAAAGAGGAAGAGAGUAAAAGAGCGGCAAAACAACCAGAAAUUUUAAGCAUUAGUGUUUACGAAAAACAGGAACAUGAAGCAGAAGUAGAUUGGCCGAAAGUUUAAACACAAAUUGUUGCCCGUUCGUCGUGGUUUGCACAUGAACAGAGUUUAAUAGGCAAAAAGAGAUGAGAAAGUCGAGAAAUCGAGUCGUUGGUCGGGAGUAGAACAGUUUUACGUAUUGGUUUUCUGUUUUCAUGUAACUAAGCUAAGCUCAUCAAGAUGACCUGGAAUUUUGCGAGUGGAAAACACACUCGUCGACGUGGCCAUUGGUUGUCGGUUGAUUUCGUUUCUGAACAUUAUUGUAUAAAAGCGUUAAGAUUUAUUAGUGGAGUAGCUUAUAAUCGGGAGAAAACGGAGCAAAAACACUCACACAUCUGUAAUGAUAAACACAGCGCAAAACCCCGAACUCAUCAUUGUAUGAAAACCGAAGCAUAAUGUCGAGCAAGAGCAAAAGCAAAACAAUUGGGAUAGAAUAAAACAACCAACAAAACUGGCCAAAAACAAAAGGAAAAAAAUGGCGCGCGUUCACGGAAAACUAAAACACGAACGUGUGUUCCAUUGUGUUUUUGCGUGUGUUGUAAUUAAAAAAAACGGAGACUUGCUAUUUGAAACCAAAAAAAGGAUCUACUAACAUAGUAAAUCAAAACACACACACACACAUACACAAAAACUCAUCAGGAAGAUAGGAAGAAGCGAAAGAAAACAAGCUGUUUUUGUUUUCCUUGUUUUAAACGCAAACAAAUAAAAUCAGAAACCGAAAUGAUAAAAAACACACUCCACUUGUCACUGUCGACGGUUAAUAAAAAUAGACUUUAAAACAGAGAAGAAAGGAAAAACAAGCAACACUUUUAGCGAUGUAUGAACGAUGGAAGAAACAACGGGGAGAAAAAAACAAUAACAGAAAAAAAGGCGAGAGAACAAAAAGGCAUAGAAAAAUUAAAAAAGAUGUAAAAAGUACUGACGCAAAAUAGAUGAAAGAAUACAGAAUCGAAAAAAAACGGAAAAUAAAGAAGAAAAACAAACAACAAAAACACACACAAAAAAACUACCAAUAAACAACCAUGCCACAGUUUUCGAUGGAACAAACACUAACUAACAAUCAAACGAAAUAAAGCAAGAGCAAAACAAAACUGGAUAACUUCGUUUAAAUGAAAAA